Malassezia sympodialis ATCC 42132 is the source of this 648-nucleotide messenger RNA. RefSeq lists its product as uncharacterized. Gene Ontology annotation, biological process: RNA processing. Gene Ontology annotation, molecular function: RNA binding. Gene Ontology annotation, cellular component: nucleolus. The record is from RefSeq and is a predicted model, not a curated record. The transcript is spliced from 3 exons. NCBI's taxonomy places the organism in Eukaryota, Fungi, Basidiomycota, Malasseziomycetes, Malasseziales, Malasseziaceae. The coding region runs from base 1 to 648 and encodes 215 amino acids.
AUGACUGACGACGAAGACGCGCUCUUGGCAGCUUCGCGGAAGGCAUACCAAACAAAUGCGAAGCUUAGCACGGCAGAAAAAUCAAAUCAGCAGGUUUUUCUCGAUGGCACUGAUAUCAUUCGCUUUGAAGACAAUGAUGACGACGCCCACAAGUGUGGCACAGAAUCUACCAAGCCGGUCAAGCAGUCCAGCAUAAAAAAACAAGGCAAACAGAGGGAAAAACCAAGGGAGGAUCUAUCAGAUGCGGCCCUGCAUGCUCUGGAAGUCACUUCCGUCACUCCGUCACGCAGGCGCAGCAAGCGCGAAAUCGAAGAGGCACAAACGCAGGGGGGGAAGUCGAGCUUCACUGGUGGAGAUGCUCGAGAAGCUACAGAGAAAGAACUACGGCAACAGAUCCAGGCCAUUCGACUCAGGAAUGCUCUCGACCCUAAGAGAUUUUACCGUGGAAGUGCUGGUACCGGUGCAGAACGCGGCAUGCCGGCCUAUGCCCAACUUGGCCGCAUUGUCGGAGGAGGUCUGGAACCUUCCUCGAUCCUCAACCGCAGUCAACGCUCAGAAACGGUGGUGGGCGAACUCGGAGACGAUCCUUUAAGGCAUCCCUACCCGACGCCUUCAUACCACGCGGUGCUCUUUCCACAGUACUUUUAG